CAAUCGAACUUCGCUCAGUCAAGUGGCAAACGUUAACGGCAACGCGUAACCAUCGUCCCGUCAGCCGAGACGCCUCCAACUGUCAGUGUCCAUAAGAACCAAUAGAAGUCAAAGCAUCGCGUUGACGGCAUGGAAAUGAUGUCUGCAGUGUCGCAAAUCCCACUACGGAUGGUUCUCUACGUCGCCUUACUGUCGCUGGGCAUCACAAAUGCACUCGACUGUUAUAUUUGCACGUAUUUGGACGGCUACAGUGAUGACUCCUGUGUGACCAACGCCAGCUCUGUCAAGGUUCUCAACUGCAGCACGAAAUACUGCCUCACGAUGCGCCAGGAGUCGAUUCGCAAUGCGAGCAAAGUGAUAUCCUUUCUACGUGACUGCCAGGAUAAACCCAUGCUGCCGAAUGGCAACACGCCGGAUGGCUCCUUCCGCACCUACUACAGCUCCUGCCAGCAGAAUCUCUGCAAUGGACACAAUGGACGCAUCAAGAACUCGACGGGUGGCGCAGCUAGCAGUGGCAGCGGCAUCCACAAUGCCAUUGUGCCCGGCAAGAAUACGGGCCACAGCAGCAGCCAUGGCAACGGCCAGGCAUUCGCAUUUGCAUUCGGCUUGGGCCUAUUCCUUCUGUUGGCCAAACGCCUACGAUGCUGCCUGCCACAGCUGUAAGGAGGAGUGAGGGACAAGGACGACUUCAAACUCAAUCAGUGUGCUGGGCAUUUUGUGUCUCCUCUCGGUGUGCAAUUAAACUGCUUUUAGUAGGCCCACCCCCCGGCUGCCGGCCACUAAUUAGUAUGGCCCGAGUGCUGUAAUAACCUUUGACAGCCACCGAAACUUUUGCGUGUGGUUUUGUGCAGUUUAUUGACAUGGCAGCCCGAAGCCCGAAGCCCGAAGGCUGAAGCUGAAGGCAAAACCGCAGGCCACGUUGGUAAUUGCAGCGACCGCCAGGCAGGCUCUUAGGCCUCUGUACAGCUUCCGGCAUGUCCACGUCCCUCACCAGAAUCCAAUCAUAAAUAUAUGUAUGUAAAUAUGUAUUUGUUGUCCAGCUAACAGCACUUUCGUGUGCCACUAAUUGUAUUUUGUCUAAUGGUCAAGCAAUGAAACACGAAAACAUUUCAAUGCAAAUGCCUGUGAAAAAUAUGCAAAAAUAUUAGCAGAAGGUUGUGGCAACUAAGGAUAUAUAAAACGUAUAGUAGGGGAGUCUCUCUCCUACUCAAAUUUGACAUUUUGCCGUAUUUGGUCUUCGCUCCAAUAAAUCACAGAAUUUUUGCCCAGUC
This is a messenger RNA of Drosophila guanche, 1271 nucleotides long. RefSeq lists its product as uncharacterized. The record is from RefSeq and is a predicted model, not a curated record. Bases 130 to 663 code for a protein of 177 amino acids. NCBI's taxonomy places the organism in Eukaryota, Metazoa, Arthropoda, Insecta, Diptera, Drosophilidae. The transcript has 4 exons.